Messenger RNA from Drosophila willistoni, 1191 nucleotides. Its product is annotated as LHFPL tetraspan subfamily member 2a protein. Bases 422 to 1075 code for a protein of 217 amino acids. Lineage: Eukaryota; Metazoa; Arthropoda; Insecta; Diptera; Drosophilidae. Gene Ontology annotation, cellular component: membrane. The record is from RefSeq and is a predicted model, not a curated record. The transcript has 2 exons.
UAAAAAGAAAUGGUGGAAAAAAGCUAUAGCCAGCAAAUAAAAUUCCAUUUAGACAUUUUAACGAUUUCGUUUUCGGACUAGGCGGUCUUUUUCGCCCGCACCCGUUCCCAUUCAUCUCUCCCCACUCCGAUUCCCAUUCUUGACUGUGUGUGUGUGAGUGUGUGUAAGUGUGGUGUGCGGGGUGAAUAAAACAUUAACCAGACAACGCGGCCAAAGCGGGCGAAAGCAUAAAAUAAACAAUACCAAUUUGGGGCUGGUCAGCUGGCUGAAGGAGGAAGUUCUCUAGUGGUGGAUGGGAACAAAAAAAAAACUAUGUACUUAGAAAUUAUUAUGUAUCCGCCGCCCAAAGCUGACGCAUUUUAACGGAGUGACAACAUAACAUAGAUAGAUAGAAGAAAAGAGAGACAAAAAAUUAUUCAACAUGUGCUAUAUUAUAAUCACAAGUGGGAGUCUAGUCUGGUUCCUUUGUACCCUGGUGGCGAAUAUGCUAAUUGCCACUGCCUUGGUCACACCCAAAUGGCUUAUUGGCCCGACAAGCGAUCAAAUGGCAAGACAAUCUUCGGUAGGAAUCAAUACACGGUGCAAAAUGAUGCAGCAACAGGUGACAACCACCUAUCAUUGUGGACGUUUCGAUCUGGAUGGCUUUGCCACUGAUAGCACCGUCUAUCCGAGUGAAUGGAAGGCAGCCAUGUUCUUUAUGUCUUUGGGUGUUGUUUUACUCUCGGUAACUGUAUUCAUGACUCUGGUCACCUGUUGCCGGCAAUCGGCUUUUGGCAAAAGCAUUCACAACAUGACUGCCUGUGCCCAGGUGGUGGCUGGCAUCAGUGCAAUGUUGGCUCUAUUCCUACAUCCUUUGGGCUGGCGAGCAGAACGGGUUCAACGGUUGUGCGGAACGGAUGUAGAACCAUUCUAUACAAACGAUUGCAGUAUAGGAAUGUCAUUCUAUUGCGGCCUAAUUGGUGUAGUUUUAACAUUUGCAGCUGCCGGUCUUAGCCUAACGGCGGAAUCAGCUAAUAUGCGCCAACGUGUUAGACGACGUGUGGAAGAGGGCAGCAAACUGGUCUGCAUUCCAUAGUUCCAUUUUCCGAAACUCAUCAUCUAUUCUCAUUUACAACUUGCUUAAUUUAAUUCUCCAUUUUAAACGUUAAACUCUAGAGUAAUAUAAAUAUAAACAGUUUUUUGUAUAUUCAA